UAGUGCGCUAGGUGUGCGCGAACAGUAUUCUCUGCGGACUUCCGGUCUUUGGGCCGCUACGGUUAAUGAGCGCUCAGAAGUUCCGCCGCCAUGGGGAUCCUAGAAAAGAUCUCCGAGAUCGAGAAGGAGAUCGCGCGGACGCAAAAGAACAAGGCCACUGAGUAUCAUCUGGGCCUGCUGAAAGCAAAGCUUGCCAAGUACCGAGCACAGCUCUUGGAACCUUCUAAGUCGGCCUCAUCCAAGGGAGAGGGCUUCGAUGUCAUGAAGUCAGGAGAUGCCCGUGUGGCCCUGAUUGGCUUUCCCUCUGUGGGUAAGUCCACCUUCCUGAGUCUGAUGACCUCCACAGCCAGUGAAACUGCAUCCUAUGAGUUCACUACCCUGACAUGUAUCCCUGGUGUCAUUGAGUACAAGGGGGCUAACAUCCAGCUCCUGGACCUCCCCGGGAUCAUUGAAGGCGCAGCACAGGGCAAAGGCCGUGGCCGCCAGGUCAUCGCUGUGGCACGCACCGCUGAUGUUGUCAUCAUGAUGCUGGAUGCCACCAAAGGAGAGGUGCAGAGGUCUCUGCUGGAGAAGGAGCUGGAGUCAGUGGGCAUUCGCCUCAACAAGCACAAGCCCAAUAUCUACUUCAAGCCCAAGAAAGGAGGCGGCAUCUCCUUUAACUCCACCGUCACUCUGACCCAGUGUUCAGAGAAGCUGGUGCAGCUCAUCCUGCACGAGUACAAGAUCUUCAAUGCCGAGGUGCUCUUUCGGGAAGACUGCUCCCCUGAUGAGUUCAUCGAUGUGAUCGUGGGCAACCGAGUGUACAUGCCCUGCUUAUACGUCUAUAACAAAAUCGACCAGAUUUCAAUGGAGGAGGUGGACCGCCUGGCCCGGAAGCCCAACAGUGUGGUCAUCAGCUGCGGCAUGAAGCUAAACCUGGACUACCUGCUGGAGAUGCUCUGGGAGUACCUGGCCCUGACCUGUAUCUAUACCAAGAAGAGAGGACAGAGGCCAGACUUCUCAGACGCCAUCAUCCUGCGGAAAGGGGCCUCCGUGGAGCACGUGUGCCACCGCAUUCACCGCUCCCUGGCCAGCCAGUUCAAGUAUGCGUUGGUUUGGGGCACCAGCACAAAGUACAGCCCGCAGCGGGUGGGCCUGACGCAUACUAUGGAGCACGAGGACGUCAUUCAGAUUGUCAAGAAGUAGUGGCUGUGCUGCCGUCCCCUGGGGCCCUUGACCAGUGGGUCUGCUGACACACACAUAUAUAGUCCAGUCCCUGGGUGCUUCCUGUUUCCAGAAGUCUCCCCAGCACCUGGAGAGGAUGUUGAAGUGGUCAGGCAGGGGGAAGAGGCUGGGACUCUAGGCAUGGACUUUGGGUGCUGCCCGUGAGGCCACCCUAGGUUGGGGGUCUGAGUGUGGGCUCUGGGCCUGUGCCACAGCCCUGUCCCUAGGGGCAAGCAAGAGCUUGCCCUCCUGAAGGAGUGACUGGGCACUUUCAGCUCCAGCUAGUUUUUUCUGGCAUACAAGGCAAGGGCUCCUCAGGAUAAAAUGCCACCCUCCCAAUUCCUUCUGGAGAAACCAGAGGUCUGCAGCUCUGAGGGCCCAGCUUCUCCUUCCAGUCUGAAAGGGCCCUAGAGCACCAGGGACCUUGGAAUGCAGGCUUUGUCUUCUCUUUGUAAGCCCCCCAGUCUAAUUCUUUCUAAAAUAAAGGUCUCAAAUGA
Molecule: messenger RNA, 1700 nt
Organism: Erinaceus europaeus (western European hedgehog)
Lineage: Eukaryota; Metazoa; Chordata; Mammalia; Eulipotyphla; Erinaceidae
Gene: DRG2
Product: developmentally regulated GTP binding protein 2
Exons: 13
Coding region: 91-1185 (364 amino acids)
Biological process (GO): cytoplasmic translation
Cellular component (GO): cytoplasm
Molecular function (GO): GTP binding; GTPase activity
Source: RefSeq, a predicted model, not a curated record